AUGUUUCUCUCUGUGUUCACUUAUGUGACGGAGACGUGCUACGGCGGCGAUCUGCACCAGUGGUUAGACAGACGCCUGAGAAGGAGACAGAGACACUCGCGAAGGCGCACAGUUAGCUUCUGUUCCAUUCACGAUAGCAAUCCGACGCCGCUGCAGCAACAGCAGCAACAGCAGCAGCAACAGCAACAGCAAAAUGGCGCCAUCCCUGCUGAGUCUGGCAUGGCCCAGCCGUCUUCGGCUCCAACAGUGGCAACAGCAACAGCUGCAACAACACCAAAUUCAAUGGAAGGAGACAUAAGCCGACCUCUGUCUCCUGUUGCUGUUCCCGUUAGCGGCAGAGCAGGCAGCAGCAUGCGAGGCGCAUGCCCGGUUGCAGCUGGUGCAGCAGCUGCCGCAGCAACAGCAGCAGCAGCAGCAGCUGGACUGGCGGCAUCGUCUUCUACCCCUUCUUCAUCCGCAGCAGCAGCAGCAGGAGCAUCAGGAGCAGCAGCAACAGCAGCGGCAGCAGCAGCAGCAGCGGCAGCAUCAAGCGUUCGGCCGUUGGUGAGCGAAGAGAUGGCCGCACAGAUAGCAGGGCAGAUGUUGUGUGCACUGCGUUAUUUACACAGCAGAGAGAUCGCACAUUGCGAUAUAAAACUCGAAAAUAUGUUGCUAGCAGCAGAACUAGACGACUCCGAAGCAACGGGAGACGGAGCGAGCAGCGAGGAGGAAGAGGCGGCGCUGAUGGAGCAGCAGGAGCUGCAGCUGCAGCAGCAGCAGCUGCUGCAACAGGAACAGGAAAGAAUCAACUGCGCAAGCAGCAGAUCCCGCCCCGGCCUUCGACGGAACUUUGGUCACAGCAGCAGCAGCAACAGCAUCACCAGCAACAGCAUCACCAGCAGCAGCAGCAGCAACAGCUUAAAUGCUCUUUCGGUGGUGCCGAUGGUGAUGAGGAAGCGGCGGGGCCUGGGGAACAGAGAUAAAGAUAGAGAUAGAGAGACAGAAAGAAGCAGCAGAAACUUCUCGCUACCUUAUGCUAGAGACAGCCCCAGCGACUCCACGCAUUCUCUCGUCGGCAAAUUUCGAAGAAAAAAUUUAAUUGUAAAGCUCGCAGAUUUUGGACUUGCAAAGAAAAUAGUACGGGGGAGACAAAGGCAGAAGGUGUUCGCCAAUCUGUCUGUUGAGGGCACGCUGUACUACCGCUCUCCCUGGCAGAUUCUGCACGGGGUGGAGGGGGACGAGCGCAGCGAUUUGUGGGCGUUGGGUGUCGCUCUUUUUAUUCUUUUUUCGGGGCAUCCGCCUUUCAACGGAGACGAUAAAACCUCCAUUGAUCAGGCUGUGCGUGAGAAAGUUGGGGGCUCUCUAGCAGUAGCAAACGAUCAGUCACACUGA
This is a messenger RNA of Eimeria mitis, 1371 nucleotides long. RefSeq lists its product as uncharacterized. Gene Ontology annotation, molecular function: ATP binding; protein serine/threonine kinase activity. The record is from RefSeq and is a predicted model, not a curated record. Gene Ontology annotation, biological process: mitotic DNA damage checkpoint signaling; protein phosphorylation. The coding region runs from base 1 to 1371 and encodes 456 amino acids. The transcript has 3 exons. Lineage: Eukaryota; Apicomplexa; Conoidasida; Eucoccidiorida; Eimeriidae. Gene Ontology annotation, cellular component: nucleus.